This is a messenger RNA of Puccinia graminis f. sp. tritici CRL 75-36-700-3, 738 nucleotides long. RefSeq lists its product as uncharacterized. The transcript has 6 exons. NCBI's taxonomy places the organism in Eukaryota, Fungi, Basidiomycota, Pucciniomycetes, Pucciniales, Pucciniaceae. The coding region runs from base 1 to 738 and encodes 245 amino acids. The record is from RefSeq and is a predicted model, not a curated record.
AUGGCAUUGCAUCAAGUUGUUCUCGUCGUCGUCAUUAGCUUACUAUAUCUUCAGAGCUCCCUCCAACAAACCAAACCACAACCUCUCAAAGAUAUUGAGUGUGGUCAAAUAAAGGAGUUCGAGGCAGGUGAUUGUCCAAGGUGCGCUUCCCAGUUUCAAGCCCUCUUAGCACUUUCAAAAGUUCUGUCGCAUCAAAAGGCCUGUCAAUCAACCCGAGUAGUUGGCUCAUUGACAUCUGCAUUCUCUUGUUUGUCAACCGCAAACCGAUCCAGUGCAUACCGCAAAAUCAUCUACGACCCCGAUUCAACCCUUGACCAAACUGAAAGAAGUGUUGAAAGGACUUCCGGAAGCUGUGUGACACGCAUCGACAAUCCGAAAUUCAUGAAUGUUCCCAAGGGGAUAAUUGAAGAUGCAUUUGACCAAAUUGGAGCAAAAUGUAACGGUCGUGCUGGUAAUGUGACUCUCCCAGGUUUUGACGGGGUCAGCUUGUUGACCAGACGGCAUACCAAGCCAGGUGCAUCUUCCUAUGAGGAUGAUGUGGAGACAAACCGAGUGUUCUGCUACAAUAACCCCAAAUUGGCCAAAACAGUGAAGGAAGAUUGUAUAGAGGCCUACAGAUUGAUCCCUACCAAUGCAGAAGGGCGCUUGGUGUCAAUUGACCACCAUGAACCCAAAAGUGAAAUCUACUCUUCUGCCAAAAAAUGUGUUGCCGGGCCGGGUAAAAACAUGAGAUUUUGA